Penicillium macrosclerotiorum is the source of this 807-nucleotide messenger RNA. It is a transcript of the gene mpt, whose product is annotated as putative DNA repair and transcription factor Ada. Gene Ontology annotation, biological process: DNA repair; regulation of DNA-templated transcription. Bases 1 to 807 code for a protein of 268 amino acids. Gene Ontology annotation, molecular function: DNA-binding transcription factor activity; zinc ion binding; sequence-specific DNA binding. The transcript has a single exon. The record is from RefSeq and is a predicted model, not a curated record. Lineage: Eukaryota; Fungi; Ascomycota; Eurotiomycetes; Eurotiales; Aspergillaceae.
AUGUCCACCUCCAAGAGUGCGCCUCAGAAAAUUCCCCGUCUCACCCGGCCGGGCGACACCCUCACUUCCGCUCAGCGGUGGCAAGCCAUCACCACGCGCGAUGCCACGAUCAACAGCUUCGUAUAUGCCGUCCUCACGACGAAGAUCUACUGCCGACCGUCCUGCGCCGCCCGGCUCGCGCGCCGCGCAAACGUCCAGUUCUACGACACCCCCGCGCAGGCCGAGGCUGCAGGCUUCCGGCCCUGUAAGCGCUGCCGGCCGCAAUCAGGCCGGACGGCGGUUGAGAGCAACCCGCAGACAGCGAUCGUGCAGCAGGCCUGCGCGGCCAUCCGCGGCAGCCUCGCGGCAGGGCUGAAACCGCGACUGCAGGACCUGGCGGCUCGGGUUGGGCUCACCCCGAGCCAUUUCCAUCGCGUGUUCAAGAAACAUACAGGCGUCACGCCUGGGCGGUACUAUGCAGACCUGGCGGAGGGCCGGGCUAGCGAGUCUUCUGGGGCUGGGACGCCGGGGUCACUGUCUGAGCUUGGCACGCCGCGCUUGGACAUGGAGGAAGGGGGAGCGAAAGGCGUGUUGCAGUUGGAUGCGGGCGAGAGCCUACUGAAUUUGUUAUUCCCAGAGACCGGGGCUGGGGUAGGGGUAGGGGAUGGGUUGUCGGCGGUUGCGUGUGAGCAAUCGCCUUGGAUCUUGGCUGAGCCUGAUUGGAAUGAGUUUGAUGUUUUGCUGGCCGCCCAGCAAGGGCUUGGGGGCUGGUCUUCGGAUUCGUUGUUUACUGAGCCUUCUGCUGGGACCACCUCGGCACUCGAGUGA